AAGUGUUGCGCAGGCGCGUUUGGCCGAGCGCUGGGUGGGGACUCUAGAAGCCGGCGACCCGGGCAUAUUGGGAGCUACAGAAGUUGUACUCCCUUAAACCCUGCUUUGCUYUCCCUACGGACAUGACCCGUUUGCUGACAUUUUGCAUCCCAGUUGUUUUGUGAUGGAGGCAUCUUUGGGGAUUCAGAUGGAUGAGCCAAUGGCUUUUUCUCCCCUGCGUGACCGGUUUCAGGCAGAAGACUCUUCAAAAAAAUAUGAGCAGAAUUUUAAACUUUCAGGUGUUAAAAAAGAUAUUGAGAAGCUGUAUGAAGCUGUACCACAGCUUAGUAAUGUGUUUAAAAUAAAGGACAAAAUUGGAGAAGGCACAUUCAGCUCUGUUUAUUUGGCCACAGCACAGUUACAAGUAGGACCUGAAGAGAAAAUUGCUCUAAAACACUUAAUUCCAACAAGUCAUCCUGUAAGAAUUGCAGCUGAACUGCAGUGUUUAACAGUGGCUGGGGGGCAAGACAAUGUCAUGGGAGUUAAAUACUGCUUUAGGAAAAACGAUCAUGUGGUUAUUGCUAUGCCGUAUCUGGAGCAUGAGUCCUUUUUGGACAUUUUGAAUUCUCUUUCAUUUCAAGAAGUACGGGAAUAUAUGUUUAAUCUGUUCAAAGCUUUGAAACGCAUUCAUCAGUUUGGUAUUGUUCACCGCGAUGUCAAACCCAGCAAUUUUUUAUAUAAUAGGCGCUUGAAAAAGUAUGCCUUGGUAGACUUUGGUUUGGCUCAAGGAACCCAUGAUACGAAAAUAGAGCUUCUCAAAUUUGUCCAGUCUGAAACUCAGCAGGAAAGUUGUUCACAAAACAARUCUAAUGUAAUCACUUCAAACAAGAUUUCAUUGAGUGGCUCAGCACCUAAGGAACUGGAUCAGCAAUCCACUGCAAAAACUUCUGUCAAAAGACCCUACACAAGUGCACAGAUUCAGUUGAAACAAGGAAAAGAUGGAAAGGAGGGAUCUGUAGGCCUUUCUGUCCAGCGCUCUGUUUUUGGAGAAAGAAAUUUCAAUAUACACAGUUCCAUUUCACAUGAGAGCCCUGCAGUGAAACUUGUAAAGCAAUCAAAGACUAUGGAUGUAAUAUCAAGAAAGUUACCAACAAAAAAGAAGCCAGUUUCUACAAAAGUUAUGAAUAGUGGUGUAAUAAAGAAAACUGCCAGUUCUUGCCCAGCUAACCUGACCUGUGACUGCUAUGCAACAGAUAAAGUUUGCAGUAUUUGCCUUUCAAGGCGUCAGCAGGUUGCCCCUAGGGCAGGUACACCAGGAUUCAGAGCACCAGAGGUAUUGACAAAGUGCCCUAAUCAAACUACAGCAAUUGACAUGUGGUCUGCAGGUGUCAUAUUCCUUUCUUUGCUCAGUGGACGAUAUCCAUUUUAUAAAGCAAGUGAUGACUUAACUGCACUGGCUCAAAUUAUGACAAUUCGGGGAUCCAGGGAAACUAUCCAGGCUGCAGAAACUUUUGGCAAAUCAAUAUUAUGUAGCAAAGAAGUCCCAGCACAAGACUUAAGGAAACUCUGUGAGAGACUCAGGGGUCGAGAUUCUAACACUUCCAGAUUAACAAGUGAUAGUCAAGGAUGUACGUAUGACCCAUCCUUUUCAGAGAAGACUGACCAGAAAGCUUCUUACAUCAUACAAACAUCGCAGGCACAACACUUAGGGAAUUCAUUAUGUAAAGGGGAUAGUAAUGGCUGUGGCAGUAGCUAUGAUGAAUGUAGUACCAAUUUAGAAGGCUGGGAUGAGGUACCUGAUGAAGCUUAUGACCUGCUUGAUAAACUUCUAGACUUAAAUCCAGCUUCCAGAAUAACAGCAGAAGAAGCUUUGUUACAUCCAUUUUUUAAAGAUAUGAGCUUGUGAUGGUGGUAUUUCAUUUAAUGUUACUGCUGUGUAUUGUGAGGUGAAGAGUUUUUGUAAUAGCUGUAUGUUCUUGUUGAUACCAGAAUAGGAUAAAUAAUUUAUUUAAAAAUGUUAUUAUCUGCUCUCAUGACAGGUUAUAAAAUAGAGAUUAAGAUUACUCUAAAAUAUCUGGGAGAAUUUUUUGGACAGAUAGUAUAAUCUUUGAGUUAAAUCAAUACAAGUAAAAUCAGACCUUAGUUUCUCUAAAAUUUUUCACUGCCAUAUGCAAAAAAAAAAAAAAAAAGAGUAGUUUUAGCCUAGCACAUGCGUUCAAGGUGAAAGUAUUAAAAUUAAUGGGUGUGAUAGGGAUCAAAUGAGUCAAAAGACUUAGUUUACUGAUUCCUUAAGAGUAUAAGCUCUGUCCUUUUGAAAAGUUCAAAAUGGUGCUAGAACUCUUAACAGUUUUAUAGAUAAAGAUAAUUUCCUUUCCUAGAGGAUAUCUUUUACGAACAGUAAGACAGUAAGGAAGUGUUGGUCGUGGGGCAAAAUAUCACUUAAAGUUGAAUUUAUCCACUUAAAAAAAGUAUUUCAUGAACACAUUUUUGUGUAAAUUGUCUUAUUUAUUUUUCUUUCUUUGUCCUCACCUAACAUAGUCACUUUGGAAAUCAUAUGGCAUUUACCAUAAAGUUUCUGGGUGUUGUAUUAAAUGUUUUAUGUUUACAGUUGGGAACUUAAAAGUAAUAAUAUACACAUUGGUUGAUAAGGGAAAGCCUUUAGGACUAAGGUGAGUAUUAAUAGUCUAAAAUGCUUAUCCUUUUCUCUUUUGAAUGUGUAUGUUUUUCUUUUUCUUUUUUUUUACAUCAUAUUAAUAUUAUUAGGUAGCUGCCCAAAGGAAAAAUGAAUACAGAAUUGAAAAUAUUACUGGAGAUUUUUUCCUCUAUCUAGAGCCCUCCAGAUUUCUAUACCCUGUUUUAACUAAGUUGGUCUUAUUUAGUGCAGAAUGAUUAUUGGAGUUUUAGGUGGAUUGGGAAAAGAGAUAAUGAAGGAGGCAAAGUGGGAAGGGACCUAAGAUAGAAGUUUAUAUAUUAUUUACAUUCCAAAAUGAUAUGUAGAGCRUGUAGCAUGAUGUGUACAGCAUCACAAACUUCCUAUGGGAAAUAAGUCUGGAGGAGUAGAUCUGAGAUUAAUAAAUUAUAAAAACAGAUUAGGGACAGAUAUUUACUUCAUUAUUUUGAGCAUUGACAGGUCAGUAUAGCUACCUAAUCUGAUAAGUGUAGUAUAAUAUUUGGUAAAUGUAGAUAAUUGUGUGUGUG
Urocitellus parryii (Arctic ground squirrel) is the source of this 3177-nucleotide messenger RNA. Lineage: Eukaryota; Metazoa; Chordata; Mammalia; Rodentia; Sciuridae. The record is from RefSeq and is a predicted model, not a curated record.